Messenger RNA from Cynoglossus semilaevis (tongue sole), 364 nucleotides. RefSeq names its product lanC-like protein 2. Gene Ontology annotation, cellular component: plasma membrane. NCBI's taxonomy places the organism in Eukaryota, Metazoa, Chordata, Actinopteri, Pleuronectiformes, Cynoglossidae. Gene Ontology annotation, biological process: carbohydrate metabolic process; peptide modification. The transcript is spliced from 2 exons. The annotation marks the transcript as partial. The record is from RefSeq and is a predicted model, not a curated record.
AGAAAAAGAAGAUUGACAUUGCUGUCUGUUUCCCUCAGGUGUAUUCCCCAUUCCAGAAGAAAGUCCAGAGUAAAAUUAAAGAUCUCCUUCAGCAGAUGGAAGAAGGGUUAAAAACUGCUGACCCACAUGACUUCUCCACGUACACAGGCUGGACAGGUAUUGCUCUGCUGUAUCUGCAGCUGCACCGGACGUCCAGUGAAGCUUCCCACCUGCAGAGGGCAUUGGACUAUGUGAAGAGGGCCAUGAGGAGCCUGAAUGGUCGCAAAGUGACCUUCCUGUGUGGUGAUGCUGGGCCACUAGCAGUAGGUGCAGUGGUCCACCACAAGCUUGGCAACACUGGGGACAGCAAUGACUGCCUUACGAG